AUGGGUGCCGUCGUCUCUUGCAUCCAAGCCGUCUUCCGGACCAUAGGUAACGUCCUAAUGGCCAUCGUGACGGGAAUCGGAAACAUCUUGCAAGCUAUUAUCGGCGGCAUCGUCUCCUUCUUCAAUAUCAUCAUCUCCUGUCUCACCUGCGGCCGCGCCGGCCGUCGGCGAGGC
Sodiomyces alkalinus F11 is the source of this 174-nucleotide messenger RNA. RefSeq lists its product as hypothetical. The annotation marks the transcript as partial. The record is from RefSeq and is a predicted model, not a curated record. Lineage: Eukaryota; Fungi; Ascomycota; Sordariomycetes; Glomerellales; Plectosphaerellaceae. The transcript is spliced from 2 exons.